AUCUGUUGCAUGCCUUGUCUGUUGUUACAUAAGGGUUCAAGUGGAACAAUUACUUCAGAUGUAAAGAUCAUAAAGCCACUUUAGCUUCCUCUGUAUGUGAGAUGAAAGGAUGAGGUUUGAGAAAGGAUGUCACUUACCCAGCAUACAAAGAUUAGAUAGUUUCUUUUAGCUUUCAGUUAUUUUAGCUAGUUGAACAUGUAAUCAUCACAAUGAUGAUAUGCGUGUCUUGAGAAAAAAGCAACAGUUUCAUGUGACCAAGGAAGUAAUGUGCUGUUCAAAUCAUUGUGCUCUACAAGACCCAAGUAUUUAGUGUACAAAGAGCAAAGAAUUGAACGUGGACAAAUCGGAUGUGGUCAGUUCGUGAUUGCAGAACGAACAUGAGUGAUGAGAAUACAAUAGACAAUGACUACUAUGACUUAUACUAUGAAGACCAGAUGUGUAAGAAAGAUGAAGUGGUGAAAUUUGGAUCCAUUCUCAUUCCACUCUUCUUCUCAUUAGUUGUUCUGUUAAGCUGCAUCAGUAACGGCCUUGUUCUGGUCAUCCUGGCAGUUUAUGAGAACCUCAAAUCCCUGACCAACAUCUUCAUCCUCAAUUUAGCGCUAUCAAAUCUGCUGUUCACGUUUGGACUUCCAUUCUGGGCCUCGUACUACAUCUGGGGUUGGACGUUUGGAGACGGUGGCUGUAAAGCGGUGAAGUUUCUGUUCUAUGUUGGCUUUUACAGCAGUGUGUUGUUCUUGACUCUCAUGACCGUUCAGCGUUACAUGGCAGUGGUUCAUCCUCUGUCUGACUGGGAGAAAUGCAGAGGAUUUUCUAUCGCCCCCUCUAUCGUUUGGAUCCUGAGCGGAGCAGUUUCACUUCUUGGUUCACUUUAUAGCAAAGUUAUACAUCUUUCUGAUAAUACAUACUGUGAAUAUGACAGUGUUCAAGUGAAAUCUGGCAUCUCAUAUUUUCAAAAUGCUUUCUUCUUCAUUGCAUUUCUAAUCAUGGGUUUUUGCUAUGGCAGAAUGCUUCGGACGAUAACAAAAUCACGGACCAAUAAGAGACACAAGACCGUUAGACUAACAUUUUUUAUUGUGCUGGUGUUUUUUAUUGGUUGGGCUCCAUAUAACAUAGUUAUGUUCCUGAAAUCAUUGACUGAUCAGCAUAUCCACCCAUUCACAGACUGUACAGUAAGCAUUAGACUCGACUAUGCAUAUUAUGCUUGCCGAAUGUUAGCUUUCUCACACUGUUGCUUAAACCCUCUGUUUUUAGUUUUUGUAGAUGCAAGGUUCCGUAAUUAUUUACGAGCGAUUCCAAAGAGGGUCUUAUGUAAAGAUUUAAGUCUAUGAACAAUCUGCUUUGGAAAGAUACGAAUUACUUGAGACAGAAAACAAUAGCUUUGAAAGAGCAGAUUUGAUCAAAUCAUCACUGGUUACAAAUAACAUAAAAUAUUGGAAUGCUAUCUUUGUGUAAAAGCAUGUGUUGAGCAAUGUCGGAGAAAGUUACUUUUAAAAAGUAAUGCAUUACAAUAUUGCACUACUUACAUUACUUUUCGUAAAAAGUAACUGUUACAUUACUUUUUCUCACCUGGGCUGGGGUUGCUUGUUUGUUUUUUAAUAACAACAACAACAAAAAAGUUCUAUUUUUGGCAAAUGUUAAGGCCCUUUCACAUCAAAAGCCUCAGGCUGAAGGAAAUGCAUAUUCACGCCUGUAAAGUAGAGAGCGCCGCUCAAACUAACCUUUCAGCAGUGCUGCCAUUCUGGAUUGAAGAAGAAUAUGAUACAGGAGAAGGAAGUUUAACACUCUUAUUUCUAAAUCUAAUCUUUUUGCCUAUUAGUAUGGUUGAAUUUGAUCAUUGAAAGUCAGCA
Messenger RNA from Megalobrama amblycephala (Wuchang bream), 1847 nucleotides. RefSeq names its product chemokine XC receptor 1-like. Gene Ontology annotation, cellular component: membrane. Gene Ontology annotation, biological process: immune response; G protein-coupled receptor signaling pathway; chemotaxis. Bases 348 to 1328 code for a protein of 326 amino acids. NCBI's taxonomy places the organism in Eukaryota, Metazoa, Chordata, Actinopteri, Cypriniformes, Xenocyprididae. Gene Ontology annotation, molecular function: chemokine receptor activity. The transcript is spliced from 2 exons. The record is from RefSeq and is a predicted model, not a curated record.